UAUUCGUUCGUGUCGAGGUCGAAUCCCAGAGAACCACCGCCACGCGUUAAACGCGUUCACGGGCUCUUGUGUGUUUGUUAACAGUCGGUGUCGGAUAGUACCUGCGACGAUAACGUACCGUGCACGCACUGUGCAUAAUAAUAUUGUUACUUUUUCGAUAUAUUAUCAACAUUAUUACUGCUACUAUCACGACUAUUGUUAUUAUCAUCAACCGGUCGAGUUGUAUUGUAAACGCGUGUGCAGAAUUUGCCAAGAGAUAACAACAUGGCGGCCCGCACCGGCGAUUGCCAACAAUAAAGUGUUACUAUUGUAAUUAUAAUAAUAUUAUAAAUACAGUCCACACGAUGACCGUUAUCAAUUUCAAACCCACCGAAGCCGUGGCCGAGCAGGACAAACAACAGACCACCGGCGAGCACUUGCUGCUGGGAAGAGUUUUGGCAGAAUUCGAUGGAAACACAGUGCUGUGCCGAGUUUGCGGCGACCGAGCUUCCGGUUUCCAUUACGGCGUACACUCUUGCGAAGGAUGCAAAGGUUUCUUCCGGCGGAGCAUCCAGCAGAAGAUCCAGUACCGGCCGUGCACGAAAAACCAACAGUGCAACAUCCUCCGGAUCAACAGGAACCGGUGCCAGUACUGCCGCCUGCGCAAGUGCAUCAGCGUCGGCAUGAGUCGAGAUGCUGUACGAUUCGGCCGAGUGCCCAAGAGGGAAAAGGCCCGCAUACUGGCGGCCAUGCAGCAGAGCAGCAACUCAAAGUGCCAGGAAAAAGCGGCCGUCGCCGAACUCGAAGACGACCAGAGGCUGGUUGCCAGCGUGGUCAGAGCCCAUCUGGAAACGUGCGACUUUACGUCGGACAAGGUGGCGCCCACCCUGGCCAGGGCCCGCGAACAACCCAACUACACCCUGUGCCAUCCAACACUGGCUUGCCCGUUGAACCCCAGCCCGCAACCCGUCACUGGACAACAAGAACUGUUGAACGACUUCUCGAAGCGAUUCUCGCCGGCCAUCCGCGGCGUGGUCGAGUUCGCCAAGCGCAUACCCGGUUUCGGUUUGCUCGCCCAAGACGACCAGGUGACGCUGCUCAAGGCCGGCGUUUUCGAAGUGCUGCUCGUCCGCCUGGCCUGCAUGUUCGACUCUGAGUGCAACAGCAUGGUCACGCUCAACGGCCAAGUGUUGCGCAGGGAAUCGGUUUGCGCGUACUCCAACGCCAGAUUCCUGACCGAUUCCAUGUUUGAAUUCGCCGAAAGGCUCAACGCCAUGCAACUGAACGAUUCCGAAAUCGGGCUGUUCAACGCCGUCAUAGUGAUCGCCGCCGACCGUCCGGGUCUGCGCAACGUCGAGUUCAUCGAGCGCAUGCACAACAAAUUGAAGUGCGCGCUGCAGUCGGUGCUCAUGCAAAACCAUCCAGACCGUCCGGGCUUAUGCCAAGAACUGUUGAAAAAGAUCCCGGAUCUGAGGACGUUGAACACGCUGCACUCCGAGAAACUGUUGGCAUUCAAGAUGACCGAACAGCAAAACCAAAUGCAAGAACAGCAAGAGAACCAACACGCCCGGCAGUCCGUUUGGGGAAUGGUCAUGAACGGCGAAGACUUUAACCGCAAGAGCCCGGAAGAGGCGGGCUCGUCGACGUGGUCCGACGAAACCACCAUGGAAGACAUGAAGAGCUUAGUCAUGCUGGACGAAGUCAAGAGCCCGUUGGGUUCGGUGUCCAGCACGGAGUCUGUGUGCUCAGACGAGUACAACGGCCACCACCACCACCACCAUGGCCACCAACAGCAGCAGCAGCACCACGGACCGAGCAAGCACGCGGCCAGCGCACCGCUGUUGGCCGCUACGCUAGCCGGCGCCGUUUGCCCGAUCAGACACCACCCGGCCGCGCCGUCCGACGAACACCUGCAUCAGGUGAUCGUCCGGCCCAUGUCGUGCCGGUACCAACGCAAACAAGACUCGCCCACCGACUCCGGCAUCGAGUCCGGCACGGAAAAGUUGGACAAACAGACGCCUCACAGCGCGCCCACUUCGGUGUGCUCGAGCCCUCGAUCCACGGUCGAGGACGUCAACGCCGACUCGCACCCUACCAUCGAGGACAUGCCCGUGCUGAAGCGCGUGUUGCAAGCGCCACCGUUGUACGAUACCAACUCGCUAAUGGACGAGGCGUACAAACCGCACAAAAAGUUCCGAGCCCUGCGCAGUGCCAAGGAUUCGGCCGAAGCGGAAGCCGUCAAGCCGGUCACCGCCGCCGUCCAAUCGCCGCAGUUGCACCACCACCUUACCUCGUCGCUGUCGAGCACCCACUCGACGCUGGCUAAAUCGUUGCGCGAGACUCCCAAGAUGACCGCGGAACAAAUCAAACGCACCGAAGUCAUACACAACUUCAUCAUGCGCGAGGACGCUUCGUACCAGCCGCCGGCCGCCACCGCGCACACCAACAAUUGCCGGUGGCAGCCCACGCCGGUCAUCACGUCCGCGUUGGCCCAGCACAGACUGUCGCCCACCGGUGGCGUGCUGGCCCGCGUCCUCUCGCCGCACUCGUCGAGAUCUCCGCCGCCGGCCUCUCACUCGCCGGCGUCCACAACGAUGCGGCGCACGCCCUCUCCCAGCGUGGUCAACCUGCAGGUAGGCAUCACCAACGCCGCCGCAGCCGCCGCCGCGUCGUCCGCGCAGCCGUUGAACCUGUCCAAAAAACUGUCCCCCUCGUCGCCGGCGUCCGCGGCCGGCACGCCGCCGCCAGUGAUGGCUAUGGAAGCCUGAACACUGUUCUUCGCCGCCCGUCGACAAUGAUGGACCGCCGCCGCAUCGACUCGAUCUCACGAGAACACUCUCUAGACCAAAACACAAUAUAAAAAAAAAAAAAAAAAUUGGGGUUUCUGCGUAAACCAACAGGUGCGGUGAUCGUUUUCCUAUUUUUAUUUUUAUUUUUUUGUUUUAAUUUUGUGGCAAUAUAAUAAUAUUAUUAUGUAUAUAUAGAUAUAUGUAUAAUAUAUAUAUAUAGAUAUAUAUAUAUACAUAUUAUUUACAACUCUUAUGUGUUUGUAUAUAUAAAUAUAGUGAUUAUUAUUAUUAUUAAUUAUUUUAGCGUUAAUAUUAAGUUUUAUCUCUCUCUCUCUUUCUUUUCCUAUCUCUCCCCUUCAUUAAAUCUAUCACUUUCACUCUCUCUCUCUGCCUGAAUGUCCGACUCUUCUUUUUUUUAUCACUAUCGGCAUAAAAAACAACGUUGUGAGAUAGUUAAAAAAAAUGUAAAAAAAAAAAAAUAAAA
Messenger RNA from Adelges cooleyi (spruce gall adelgid), 3252 nucleotides. It is a transcript of the gene Eip75B, whose product is annotated as nuclear hormone receptor E75. The transcript is spliced from 5 exons. Bases 345 to 2747 code for a protein of 800 amino acids. Gene Ontology annotation, biological process: cell differentiation; negative regulation of transcription by RNA polymerase II; hormone-mediated signaling pathway. The record is from RefSeq and is a predicted model, not a curated record. Lineage: Eukaryota; Metazoa; Arthropoda; Insecta; Hemiptera; Adelgidae. Gene Ontology annotation, molecular function: nuclear receptor activity; RNA polymerase II cis-regulatory region sequence-specific DNA binding; zinc ion binding.